GAGAAGGAUCGCAGCGCAACAGAGCUAAAGAAAAUCUGUUCACCAGUUUGUGAUACAGCGCAGGAAAAAGGAAUCACUCAUUUCAUAAUGCAACGUAUUCAUAUAUAUGUAUAUAUGAGGAGAAAAAACUAAUUUCACCUUAUCAACAACAACUGAUCAGGCUACAAAGGGACCAGUCACAACGCGAAAUGUAUUAUAAGAAAGGGGGACAAAAGAAACAGCCCUCUACGUAGGUUAAAAAAAAAAACAAAAACUUCCAUCUGUCAUGAUAAAACGCAAUUCGCUCCUACGGUGUUUACCCCCGUCGUCAUCUGCCUGAUGCGUCCGCCCAGCUACCAGCUCGACGGAGCCCGAUCCCACCCCUGUUUAAAUGACCUGCAGCUGAAACCAGAGCCCCUCGAGGUGUCGUCGGAAUGCCUUUUCUCCCCAGCUGCCGAGGAAUCAGGCUGUGGGGUGUCCGGUACUUAUUUUACACAUCGAACGCACGAGGCACGGACUGACCCUCUUGCCUCUGAACGCCGAUGCAGAUGCGACCCAGCGCACACACUUUCACAACCAAACCCCCCCAGCACAACACCGCUUUCCGUCAACACAACGCCACGAUCGCCUGGCGCCCAAAAACCUGUCAGGUGGAGUGUCUCUCCCUGCCUUGGAGAAUGGACCCGGUGGUUCUGAGCUACCAGGAUAGCCUGCUGAGACGCUCAGACGUGGCCCUGCUGGAGGGGCCCCACUGGCUGAACGACCAGGUGAUCGGCUUCGCCUUCGAGUACUUUGGCACCGAGCGCUUCCGGGACCUGCGGGGGGCGGCCUGCUUCAUCAGCCCCGAGGUCACGCAGUUCAUCAAGUGCGCCUCCAGCCAGCAGGAGCUGGCGCUGUUCCUAGAGCCCCUCGGGCUGCCGCGGCGCCGCUGGGUCUUCCUCGCGGUCAACGACAACUCCAGCCAGGCGGCCGGCGGCACCCACUGGAGCCUGCUGCUGUACCGCCGCGACCGCGGCCGCUUCGCCCACUACGACUCCCACAGCGGCGGCAACGCCCUGCACGCCCGCCGCAUCGCCGCCAAGCUGGAGGCCUUCCUGGGGUCGGCGGGGGGGGUGCCCUUCGCGGAGGAGCCGGCCCCCGCGCAGCAGAACAGCUACGACUGCGGCAUGUACGUCAUCUGCAUGGCCGAGGCCCUGUGCGAGGGCGCGGGCCCCGGGGGGCCCCCCGCCCCCCUCGCCCAGCUCGUCACCCCCGCCCACAUCACGCAGAAGCGGGCCGAGUGGCGGAGACUGAUCGAGAGGCUGGCCAAGGAGUGACCGGUCCCCCGCCCUCGCCUCUCCGGACCGCCAGCAUGAGCCUCAAGGCUGCUCACAGGCAGGUCGGGGAGGACUGAGCGGACCGCUGUUCCUGCUGGGCUUGGACACAAAGGCAGAGAGAGAGAGGACCGUUAGCGGGGGCCCCUGCUGGACUCAGAGGGUUUGCUAGAGUCUCUUACACUUGAGGUGCCAUGCGGACCCUUAAUCGUUGCCCCGCUAUGAGGGGCAGGGUGUUGAGGAGCACACGAAGAAGUGUGUUUUCAGCUCCGGGGCUUUCACAGGGUUCCUCAAGGCCUCGUUUUGUGCCAAAGCAAACUGAGAACAUUUAGGAGAGAAAGUGUGCCUCUCGUAUUCCUGAAUGAAACUAUAAUUGAAUUAUGAUGCAUUGUUUUUGCGCAGUUGAAUAAUGUCUUGGCUUAGCUAGCUCUUCUUUGCUAUGUUUGUGGCACAGCCUUUCCUUUAGGAUCUGGGGCCUGGGUUUUCCAGGGAGAGUGUGAAGCGUGGAAGAGGCAGGGAAUCGCAGCGCAUCACACUGUUGUGUCCGCAUGGGUCUAGAUCUCUGCAUUUCCUGUACCUUCAUCUGUAUCAUAUUUCGACCACUGAGAUGCUAUUGCAAAGAUUAAACCACUCAGCUUUACUUUUGGUCAUAAAAAAAAAAACACUGCAGUCCACUGCAGAGAACAGAAGAUAGAAGUGGUGAGGCAAAACUUCUUAAAGACUGUGAACAGCACUAUCCUGUGCUCAGUCCGUUUACUAGUAGACUGUUGUUUUUCACAUUUAUUUGAACAUUUUCACUUCAUUGUAUGUUUACAAGGAUUAUUACUCAGGGUCACAACUAAGCAUUAAACUGACACAGAAUGUUUUUUCUAUUGAGUAUAUAAGAUGGCCACAACAGGCUUAAUGUGCACAAUCUUUGUAAGCAUACACAUGUGGAGCCACAGCUGCAUUUGCAGUUUCUUUUGACUCUUUUAAAGAAGUAUUUGUGGAAAAAUGCAUGACUGUGUAGGAGCACUCCCUCUCUGGAGUUAAGUGAGGCACUCAUGCGUAUCUGUGCAGAGAGCAGGAAAUCCUACGUAAAAACACAUUUGUUCUUGAGGAAGUGAGAUUGAGUUAGCAGGAGAAAAAUCGUGAUUCCUAAUGAGCAAAGGGUGUAAUCACACAUUAUAAACAAACACUGGAGGGUGGAAAUAUGGCCAAAAAAAAAAGCCACGUUUGUGAGACAAUCGAGAAACACACCCAUCUAAAUAAGGCCCUUUAAAAUUUAGAGGAAAGAACCUUUAAAAAGCCUAGUGUAAAACUAGCAGCUCGUAAUAGUACAUUUUCCAGAACAGCACAAUUCAUGCACAACCUUUUGGGAAGCCUUUCAGAUGCUACUUUUGUCCAAGAUUUCUACUACAAGUAGAAAAUUGUGAUUAUAGAUUAAACAGCAACUGAGACCAUAACACUAGGAUAUGAAGAAGGAACACACUGGUGAUUAAGAACUUUUCUGAGGCACAUCCACCUACAAAUAUCAUUUGCCAUUUCACCUCUGUGUUUAUUCCAUUGACAAGCAUAUGUUGCCCUGGUGUAGGCGGUUCAGCAGUCAGUCUGCUGGGUUCUAGAAAUCUGUGGCUCCAGUCCUGGGUUUGUCCUCCUCUGUUCGAGGAAUCCUGGUAAGAAUAGUCUUGGAAUCAAGGCAGAGCUGGCUUGAGCUGUGUUGGUUGAUAUUGCUGCUCAUAUUUGUGGAUCAUCUAAAACUUGAUGAAAAACAUUUAGAAUAAUAUUCACCCAUUGGUCAAUGGAAUUUGUCAAGAAUAUUUGCAGAAGAAAAAAAAAGUAUUAUGGCUUUUGAAUGCAAAAUCUUUAGGUUUUAUAGUUCGGCGUGUGCAAGCUCUACAUGACUGAUAUAUUCUGUGUUAUUAACAUCACCAGAAGAGAGGGAAAUCCGUUAUGGAGCCUUCUCUUGGACUAAGCCAGAACUAUUUAGCUCAGUCCUGCCUUUCCUAGGUCUGUGCCAAUCUGAUAACUUAAAGUUUAACCAGAUAACCUAGACAAAGAUAAACACGUGAAAAGAUAAAUUAACAAAGUUUUCCAACUGUUGUAGAUGCUCCAGCUGUUUAUUUCUAAGAACACUAUACUGACGGGCACUCAGAAUAUUUCUUGAAGCUCAUUUCAGUCCGGGCUGCCAGACUAUUUCCUCUAUGAACACAGAGCAGGCAGUGCUAGCUGGCGCACUCUGUGGGGUUAAUUCCAUCUCUUUUCAGCUGUCUCUCAGAUGAAGGCGUAUCCAUUCGGCCGAUAAAUCACUUUAUUUCCCACCCGGCAAACAACAAACAGGCGAGGGAAAACCAGGUGCAUCCAACUCUGUGACCUGGAUGUUAACAAGGAAGUCUGAGGCAGUGCUUCAUGGUUUCUCCACACUGUAGCAGGAGACCACAGUCGUGCAGGAAACUAAGCUCUGUGUUGCAGUUUGGUGGAAACUCUAGCUGGAGAAUAAACUAAAGGCACCCCACUUCUCAUUAUUGUACCUAGCCUCCAGUGGUGACAUCAGAUGAGUUUGUGAAAUGAAGAUAUUUCUUGAGUUCUUUAAUGUCCAUGAUUUGCCAUUAACUAGGUUGAUGUCUAAGAGUAAAUUCAUUAAAGGUGAAAGUAACCUGAAGUGCAGGAGGCUAUUUAUUAAUUUGACAGAGAGAGCUUUGACUUCAUGAGGAGUUUCUGAGGAAGAAUGCUUUGCUUUUUAGAUAUGUUCUUACAGGGAAAAGGAACUUAACAAAUGCCUUUAAUAUUAAAGUAUAUUGAUUGCUAAAAUGUAGAGUGUAAACCUCUACACUGUAUUUUCUCAGUGUGUAAUAAAUUGCUUUCAGGCUUGUUGCAAAUGAA
This is a messenger RNA of Lepisosteus oculatus (spotted gar), 4154 nucleotides long. RefSeq names its product SUMO peptidase family member, NEDD8 specific (gene senp8). Gene Ontology annotation, molecular function: deNEDDylase activity; cysteine-type peptidase activity. Gene Ontology annotation, biological process: protein deneddylation; proteolysis. The record is from RefSeq and is a predicted model, not a curated record. NCBI's taxonomy places the organism in Eukaryota, Metazoa, Chordata, Actinopteri, Semionotiformes, Lepisosteidae.